Molecule: messenger RNA, 474 nt
Organism: Lathyrus oleraceus (garden pea)
Lineage: Eukaryota; Viridiplantae; Streptophyta; Magnoliopsida; Fabales; Fabaceae
Exons: 2
Coding region: 1-474 (157 amino acids)
Source: RefSeq, a predicted model, not a curated record
AUGAAAGCUUGUGGUGAAACCCUAACUGAUAAGAUGAUAGUUGAGAAUGUAAUGUGUACGUUGACCUCUCACUUUGAUCACGUUAUCGUAACCAUUCAAGAAUCUAACAAUCUUGAAACCAUGAAACUAGAAGAUUUGGUUGGUUCGUUGGAGGCACAUGAGAUGAGGUUUGUUGAAAGGAAAUGUGUUCAAGAUUCCAUACAAGCACUACAGGCUCGGACAUGGAAGAAACAUGGAAAGACAAGGGAGCGAGACAAGGUCAAGGAGGAAGGAGCAAAUCUUGUACGCCAAGAUUCAAAUGAUUCUGAAGAUAUGGUGGUUAUGGUUGCAGUUGCAGGUGACCAUGUUGACUCCAAAAUAUGGUUCCUCGACACAGGUUGCUUGAAUCACAUGACUGGUAGGAAAGUGUGGUUGGCAGAUUUCGACGAGUCGAGGAAGAGAAAGGUCAAACUUGCAGAUAAUAGCUCAUUGUAA